CUUCCCUCUCUGUCGCUCUCUUUCUUCACUACAAAGUCCCUUCUCUUUCUCGCACUAUAUCUCCUUCUCUCUCCGCCCAUGCUUCCUAUACGCAUUUAAUUAUAUUUUUUUGAUUUUUUCUCUCCAAGUCGUUGUCGAGGUUGAAGUAGCAGAGUAGUGGACUGAUCUAUAUUGGAAGCGAAUCUGUGUUUGGAUUCGCCAGUAGCUUUGCCGACUUAUCUGCUCAUCACCAAUGAACAGGAGCGCUUCCUGCUAUUCUUUCCCUCUUUAUGUUGCUGUGGAUCUGUGACCAGUUUUCUUUCUUAGUCGGUAGCUGAAGCAUGUGCAGUGGCCCUAACUGUUCCAACUGUCUUUCAUUCACCAUCCAAUAUUCCAAUCUAAUCUCAUUCUAAUACAAAGUUGAGUAUGAAGGACAUGAGUCAACUUACUGUUGAGACUGAUGAUUGUUUUUCAAGUUUUCUUGAACUAGCUGCUAAUAACGAUGUGGAGGCAUUUAGAAGAUCCAUUGACCGUGAGCCUGCCGCAGUUGAUGAGGUUGGAUUGUGGUUAGUUCGCAAGAAAACCUCUAAACAGAUUGUCAACGAGGAAAGGACUCCCUUGAUGGUUGCUGCCACUUAUGGCAGUGUUGAUGUCUUGAAAUUGAUAAUUUCGCAUCCUAUAGUUGAUGUCAAUCGGACUUGUGGCCCAGAAAAGUGCACUGCUCUUCAUUGUGCUGCAUCUGGUGGUUCCAAUAGUAUCAUUGAAGUUGUCAGGUUGCUGCUCUCAGCUGGGGCUGAUCCAAAUAUUGUGGAUGUCAAUGGUCUGAGGCCAGUUGAUGUAGUUGUAGUUCCACCAAAGCUCUCCGGUGCAAGAGCUUCUCUUGUAGAAUUGCUUUCAAACAGUAUAUCUGACGUGGUUGGUGGUGGAUGUCAUUUGCAAGUGUCUAUAACGACUACAACUACUUCCUCACCAGAAAUUGGGUCACCACGUUCACCUCCAGACUUGGUGUCUUCUCCUCUGGCAUCAGACUUCAGUGAUGUUCCUGCAAAUUCUGCACCGGAAAAGAAAGAAUAUCCUAUUGAUCCGUCUCUUCCUAACAUUAAAAACAGCAUGUAUUCGACAGAUGAGUUUCGCAUGUUCUCAUUCAAGGUGAGGCCUUGCUCUAGAGCUUAUUCGCAUGAUUGGACAGAGUGCCCUUUUGUGCACCCGGGAGAGAACGCACGGAGAAGGGAUCCUAGGAAAUACCACUAUAGCUGUGUCCCAUGUCCGGAUUUCCGCAAGGGUUCCUGCAGACGAGGUGAUAUGUGUGAAUAUGCUCAUGGUGUUUUCGAGUGCUGGCUUCAUCCUGCCCAGUACAGAACACGCUUGUGUAAAGAUGGGACCGGAUGUGCAAGGCGAGUUUGCUUUUUUGCCCACACUCCUGAUGAGCUUCGUCCAUUGUAUGUUUCAACAGGGUCUGCAGUUCCAUCUCCAAGAUCUGCAGCUGCUGCUGCCGCUGCAACUGCUAGUGUGAUGGACAUGGCUGCUGCUUUGAGUCUUCUGCCUGGUUCUCCUUCAUCACAUGCUGUUAUGUCUCCUGUAUUCAAUCAGCCUAUGUCUCCCACUGCAAAUGGAGGAGUGUCAUAUCCAUCAUCCACUGGCUGGCCGCAGCCGAAUAUUCCAACUCUGCAUCUCCCUGGAAGCAACCUCCAGUCAAGUCGCCUGAGAUCUUCACUCAAUGCACGCGAUAUCCCCCGUGAGGAUUUUAACAUGCUGCAGGAUUUUGAUGCUCAGCAACUACUUCUAAAUGACUUGGCUUAUUUUUCACAGUCACGUCCCAAUUCUGCUACUUUGACUCGUUCUGGUUGUUCUAAGAUUCUAACCCCAUCUAAUCUUGAAGACCUAUUUUCUGCUGAGAUGUCAUCUUCUCCCCGAUAUUCUGACCAGUCAGUGGCUUCUGGUGUGUUCUCCCCUUCACAUAAAUCAGCUGUUUUCAGUCAGCUCCAACAGCAGCAGAACAUGCUCUCCCCAAAAACAGGCAAUGGGAAUGUGUUUUCUCCCAGAAAUGUUGAGCACCCUCUUUUGCAGUCUCCAUUUGCUUGUUCUUCACCUAGUGCAAUGUCUCCAAGAGCUGUCGAACAAGUAUCUUCCCCAAUGAGUGCUCAGCUUUCAGUAUUUGCUCAGCGUGAGAUGCAGCAGCAGCAUCAACAGCUACGCAGCCUCAGUUCCCGGGAACUCGGUUCAAGAAAUCCCGCAAUGAUAGGGUCGCCUGCCAGCAGUGCUUGGUCGAAUUGGGGAUCUCCCAACACAAAAGUUGACUGGUCUAUGAAUGGGGAUGGGAUUGGCCGCCUGCGGAGAUCAUCUUCCUUCGAAAAGCUGAAUAACAACAAUGGAGAUGAGCCUGACCUGUCCUGGGUACAAUCUCUUGUAAAGGAAUCACCACCUGAGAUGAAAGACAAGUUGGCAGCCCGAACUUCAGGGGCUACCCCAUCCGGUGAGAUGUUGAUGAAAUCUAAUUCUCAACCUGAUUCCAUUGAUCAUUCUGUCUUGGGAGCUUGGCUUGAGCAGAUGCAACUUGAUCAGCUUGUAGCCUAGUGACACAAGAUGUUUCAUUUUUUUCAAAAAAAAAAAAAGCUUUAGACACAAUUUUUUAUGGAUUUAUACAGUAUUAUUUUGGGCAUAUUUUUUUGCUGGUGGAGAAGGAAUGAUGCAUGCUUAAGUCAACUCAGAUGGGUGCGAGAGGGCAAGGUGGAACACUUUUGAGAUAAUUAUUCAAUUUUUGGCACAUAACAGUAUUUGUUUACAGCGGGACUUCUCAAACUGUUGGUUGGGCUGUAUCAAAGAAACCCAGUCAAGUAAUGGUAAGGUGUAACUCUCGUGAAUCUAGGAUUAAUAUCACCCUUGCAUUUCAUUUCAGUGAACUCUCCACUGGAGAUUAGUCAAUCUAAAAGCUUUAUCUUGAUGCUUCUUUUUCCUUGGAUGUAUUACACUCUUAAUGUAAUUCAAGGGAUACAGAUCGAAUAAAGGCCGUUGUAUUCGUGCUUAUCGGGGAAGGAUCAUUGUUUUUUGGGUUUUCAUUACAUUUUCCUUCGGUGUACCCACAAGGGAGUAAAACUUCCUGACAUGGCAUCAUUACCUUUGCUCCUUAUGUUUAAUUUCUUUCGAUGUAAAACUGCAUUAAUUUAAUAAUGCAUCAGUUUAUUUGUUUAUUCAUAUAUUUUGUUAGUUAAUCUGUUUACUUGCCAUGUUCAUGAAUGUCAUGAUGUUUGUGGCUUGUACUUUGUAGUAAUCUAUUGGUGUAGUGGUGUUACUGUGAUCUAAUUGCGGGAGAAAAUGAACUUUUAUUGGAAUGUUUGAG
Molecule: messenger RNA, 3316 nt
Organism: Cuscuta epithymum
Lineage: Eukaryota; Viridiplantae; Streptophyta; Magnoliopsida; Solanales; Convolvulaceae
Source: the annotation of a GenBank genome assembly